AUGAGCUGUAUUGGAUAGGCACAACAAUAAGUGAGUGAGAAACUCAUCAAAACUGAUGGCGACGACUCAGAUACUCCAGUCCCUGAAUCUGACAAAGACGAUCUCGGAUAAAUCUUGAACACUGAAGAAAGUAAGGGUAAACCCAUAAAAACCCUUAGAUUCAGUUUACAAAAUCAAGUGUGGAUUUUUGACAGAUCCUCAAAAAGGCAAUAAUCGUUCAAAUCACCUUCUCCACUAGCCAGAAAUUCUUCACAAUCGAUACUCAAAAAUAAAAGCAAACCAUAAGCAACUAAAUAAUGA
Messenger RNA from Paramecium tetraurelia, 300 nucleotides. RefSeq lists its product as uncharacterized. Lineage: Eukaryota; Ciliophora; Oligohymenophorea; Peniculida; Parameciidae. The record is from RefSeq and is a predicted model, not a curated record. The transcript has a single exon.